Uranotaenia lowii is the source of this 631-nucleotide messenger RNA. RefSeq names its product C-type lectin 37Da-like. The record is from RefSeq and is a predicted model, not a curated record. The transcript has 2 exons. Gene Ontology annotation, molecular function: carbohydrate binding. NCBI's taxonomy places the organism in Eukaryota, Metazoa, Arthropoda, Insecta, Diptera, Culicidae. Gene Ontology annotation, cellular component: external side of plasma membrane. The coding region runs from base 88 to 546 and encodes 152 amino acids. Gene Ontology annotation, biological process: biological process involved in interspecies interaction between organisms.
UAAAACAUGCUUUCAAAGCUCUUUGGCUCAGUCUACUGCGAACAGUAGAACAACUGAUAGUAGAUUCCUUUAGAGUGUCUUUCAAAAAUGAAACUUAUCGUGCCGUUGUUUACUUUUGUGUUACUCUCCAGUGCCUACAAGUUCACCGUUCCUCCUUUUGCGGCAAACUGGCACUUAGCCCAUGAACUGUGUUCAUCUUUCGGUCAAAGACUGGUAACUGUAGAAACACGGGAAAAAUAUGAUAAACUUCAGACUUUCCUCAAAAGCUCGGACAAAUUCACAGCGGUUUGUAUGUUUUGGAUUGCGGCCAGUGAUUUGGCGGAAGAGAACACAUUCUCGUGGUUACAUACUGGCCGUCUAGUAACUUUUGCUAAAUGGUCACCAAAAGAACCCUUUAAAUCGAAAGAUCGUGAAAGAUGUGUCAGAAUGAAACACGACACAGCUACGUUGAAUACUACCGAUUUUCUUUGGGGCGUUAUGCCGUGUACCAAUUCGUAUUAUUUUGUUUGUGAAACUGUUGAAGAUGUCAUCAGUUUUAAUGGAUAGGAAUAUGAUUCGGAAAUUGUGUAAAGGUGUCUAGUCUAGAAGAGAUGCAACAAAUUUUGAAUAAAAGUGGAAUAGGUGUUACAAA